AUGCCACCCGCACGCCGCCGCCAACCUCGGCGGCCACGGAGAUACGUGCUGGGCUUCGAGCGCGCACACCCCAACAUCCAAGACCUGCUGAUCCGCGCAUGCGAUGCAUCGACACCCUUGCUGCUCGCCACGAUCCUCGCCUGCGCCGGCGUCAUGAAGCGGCCGCCCUGGGAACGUAGCGUCUUGUGGUAUGCCGCGCUGGGUGGCUUUCUGUCGCGCUGGGUCGCUGUCACUUGUGCCGUUACUUGGAUGUUGAAUGGUUGGGGAGGUGAUGGUGAGAGGGCGGCGCCGGAUGCGGACCAGCGGGGACGUAGGGGUGCGGAUGGUGCGGGUGGAAAUGAGGGAGGCGAGCUGGUGCUGGGGCUGGAGAGAGACCGGGAUCGAGGAGAGAAUCCGGGAGAAGGCUGA
Messenger RNA from Exophiala bonariae, 408 nucleotides. RefSeq lists its product as uncharacterized. The coding region runs from base 1 to 408 and encodes 135 amino acids. Lineage: Eukaryota; Fungi; Ascomycota; Eurotiomycetes; Chaetothyriales; Herpotrichiellaceae. The transcript has a single exon. The record is from RefSeq and is a predicted model, not a curated record.